Messenger RNA from Plectropomus leopardus (leopard coralgrouper), 1458 nucleotides. The record is from RefSeq and is a predicted model, not a curated record. NCBI's taxonomy places the organism in Eukaryota, Metazoa, Chordata, Actinopteri, Perciformes, Serranidae.
GCCUGUUCAGCAAGCUUAUCGUGUAUCGACAGCUUGCUGGUGGCUUUGAACGCACCCCUGUGUCUACUACCACUCACCCCUACGUCACUUCCGCUACACAACCUUCUCCAAGAGUUUUGUCCAAGAUGGCGUCAACGCAGUUAACGGAUGAGGAGCUUUUCUCCGAAUUAAAGCGCUUUGGUUUCACUCCAGGCCCGGUCACCGAAAACACGCGCCCGGUAUAUCUGAAGAAACUGAAGAAGCUUCGCGAAGAGCAGCAGCAGCGGGGCUCCAGAGCGGGUAAAACCCGGAGCAGCGGGGCCAUCAACAGCACCACUGGCGGAGGCAACACGGCGGGAUCCAGGCCAGCCAGCCAUGACGUCACGCACCUGAGCUCGAGCAGGAGACCGGGCAGGAAGUCCACCGUCCUCGGCUUCAGCUCCGACGAGUCUGACGCUGAAACUCCGCUGAAAAGAAAAGGCCUCAACCACAGCAGCAGGGCAGAGCGGAGCCCCGGUUUCCCGCAACAACCGAAGAUAAGGCCCGUUACGACACCGAGCGCGGUUAGCAAGAGUCAGUACGGCGCUACUAGUCCGCUCAACAGCAACAAUUCCUCCCCGGGUCCGGGCGGACACAGAAGUGUCUCGCUGGGUUGGGGAGUCCGUGCCAGAUCCAGCCCCGAGGCGGAAGGGAGGGAUUACGACGAUUCGGGGGACGAGGACGAUAAUGAGGGGGGACCGGAGAAGAACUCUCGCUCUUUAAAUGGUUGUGGGGCGUCUCAUUUAAACACUAGCAAGCUAGCUGGGGAUUACUCAGACUCGGACGAGGAGGAGGUUGGGGGCCCUGGUGCCGUAGACCAGCAGCGGCGGGAGAGGUUGGAGCCAAGACGGAGCCACCCGAAAGCGGAGUUUCCUUCCCACAGAGGGUCCCAGACGGGAGGGGCGGCCAGACAGGUUAACCCGUCUGAGAGUCUAAAUAUGGUGGGGAGCCGGAGGGAGGAGGGGGAGGAAGACGACGCCAAGAGAAGGGACUCGGAGGUGUCGGGAGGCUCCCGGAGCCACAACUUUCCAAGGAAGUCCAUCUACGUGUCCCUCACCGAGAACCACGGAGGAGAGGCCGGCAAAAACAACCACGUCGACGGCGAGGACGGAGCAUCCAGAAGCAGCAGUCGGUUUGCCAUCGGGUUGAGACCGCGCUUCUCCAACUACAGCAGCCUGUCCCAGAGCUACAGGGGCAACCACUCCAACCACACCGCCCCCAACCACUCAUACAGCCAGGCGGUGCUCAAGCACAAGCUGUCUGUCCCGGAGGACGAGCUGCUCCAGCAGUUCAAGCGGGAGGAGGUGGCCUCCUCCGGGAGCUUCAGCGCUCACUACCUGUCCAUGUUCCUGCUUACGGCAGCCUGCCUCUUCUUCCUGCUGCUGGGCCUCAUGUACCUCCGGAUGAGGGGCUCUGGAUCCUCGGAGGUGGAUGGAGUCA